Molecule: messenger RNA, 2618 nt
Organism: Choloepus didactylus (southern two-toed sloth)
Lineage: Eukaryota; Metazoa; Chordata; Mammalia; Pilosa; Megalonychidae
Gene: ENTREP1
Product: family with sequence similarity 189 member A2
Exons: 11
Coding region: 89-1903 (604 amino acids)
Cellular component (GO): membrane
Source: RefSeq, a predicted model, not a curated record
ACGCCAGCGGCGCCCACUGCGCAGCGUCCGCGGCUCCGCUCCGCGUCCCUUCCCUGCCGGCGCCUGCCGCUCCCUUCCCGGCCCGUCCAUGUCCUUGCCCGUAGUGCUCCCGGGCUCCUGCUGCCCGGUGGCUGGGCUCUCAGGCGGGCCUCAGGCCGGGGGGCCGGGCGCCGUGCCGACCGCCGCCCAGGAGCCGCCGCUACCCCCGCUGCGGCCGCGCUGGCCCCGGGCGGUGUUGCAGCCCCCGGCGCGGCCUCGUUGUGCUGCGGCCGCCGCCGCCCCCGGGGUACUAACCACGCCGCCUGCUCUCUCCACUCGCCGGUCUGCCGCCGCCGCCGCCGCCGCCGCCCGCGGCUCCGCUCUGCUUCCCGCCCGCCCGCUGCUGUCGCUCGGGCUGCUGCAGCUGAUCCUGGGCUGCUGCAUGGUGGCGCUCAGUUUCGGGGCGCUGUCUCUGAGCAGCUCUCCGCAGGUGAAGAACUCGUGUCCGUUUUGGGCCGGCUCCUCGGUGAUACUCUCUGGAAUCAUAGGAUUAACAACUUGGAAAAGACCUAUGAUACUCCUGGUAAACCUCUUCGUGCUGCUCUCUGUGGUCUGUGUCCUCCUAAAUCUAGCUGGAUUUAUCCUAGGCUGCCAAGGGGCCCAAUUUGUAUCCAGUGUGCCCAGGUGUGAUCUGGUGGACUUAGGUGAAGGCAAGAUUUGCUUUUGUUGUGAAGAAUUUCAACCAGCCAAAUGCACAGACAAAGAAAAUGCCUUGAAACUCUUCCCAGUUCAGCCUUGCAGCGCUGUUCACCUUCUACUUAAGAAAGUUCUCUUUGCCCUGUGUGCCUUGAAUGCCCUGACCACCACCGUCUGCUUGGUGGCAGCCGCCCUUCGCUACCUCCAGAUAUUUGCAACUAGAAGAUCCUGCAUCGAUGAAUCCCAGAUCUCUGUUGAAGAAGUUGAAGAGCAUGGACGGAUGGCAGACCCCGAUGACUUCGUGCCUCCAGUGCCUCCUCCCUCCUAUUUUGCCACAUUUUACUCAUACACACCCCGUAUGAACCGCAGGAUGGUUGGUCCUGAUGUCAUUCCUCUCCCCCACAUCUACGGAGCCCGAAUCAAAGGUGUGGAAGUGUUCUGUCCUCUGGACCCACCCCCUCCGUAUGAAGCCGUGGUGAGCCAGACGGGCCAGGAGCAGGGAUCUUCAUUCCAAAUUACAGAAGGAUCAGAAGCUGCCAUGGGCCCGUUGGAACCCAUCUGUACACAAGCGACUCAAGGUGAGGACAUUGCUAACACACCCGGAGAACAGAGCACGUCCAUGUCAACUCCCAGCUCAAACCUGGUGCAUCCUGCAAGGAUCCACAGAGCCUUCCAGCCUCUGAGGACAAGAUCAAAGAGUGACCCCAUGCUCCAUCAUUUCGCAGACAGAGCUAUCCCCGUGCUUAGCUGUGAAGCUGCGACUCAGACUGAAGGAAGACUGGAGCUGGCUGCAGUAACUUUGAGGAGAGGCUUGAGACCAAGAGCUCUGCGCUCCAGGCCACGGUCUUUAAUAGAUUACAGAUCUUACAUCGACACCAAACUGCUGGUGGCGAGGUUCCUGGAGCAGUCCUCCUGCAGUAUGACCCCAGACAUCCAUGAACUUGUAGAGAACAUUAAAUCCGUUUUGAAGUCUGACGAGGAGCACAUGGAAGAAGCUAUCACAAGUGCCAGUUUCCUAGAACAGAUAAUGGCCCCCUUGCAGCCCAGCACUUCUCGGGCCCCCAUGCUGCCCUCGCGGAGACAGCCUGGCCUGCUGCACCUGCGGAGCUGCGGAGACCUGAGCACCUUUGCCAUGCCAGGGAGGCCAAGGGCCGAGAGGAGGCCCCGGCGAGCCGAGGCUGAACGGCCACACAGCCUUAUUGGUGUCAUCCGAGAGACAGUGCUGUGAACCUGGAGGGCCAGUUUCCUGUGUGAGCCUGAGGAGCACGGAGGAAGAAAGAUGGCCCUGGAAGGUGGAAGGCUGCUCCAAGGGGAAGGGUCCUCUUCCAUGCAGUUUCAUGGCUGGGAGUUGGGGUCCCUACUGGGAACUCCUCAAAAAGGGCAGCACUCUGGAGAAUAUUUGUUCCUGUUCUUUGGCUUCCAGUUUUGCUGACUGGGGGCACUCAAGGGUGAAUGAAGGGGUUCUUCCAGACCCAUUUGGUUUUUGGAUGCACUGUGUUGGAGGCUGUGAAGGCAGGGAUUUCUCCUUCCACUGCCAGGUCUCCCAGCGUUCCUGAGGCCCACAUGCCCUGGUGUGGGUAGAAACUGGGCUGAUUCUUUACCCACCUCACCCCUCAUGUCUGUCUUUGUUGGUGAGUUCUUUCCAUGACUAGAAGGACAAAUCUGUUGGGCUGCUAUAUAUAGUUGCCUGGGACCUUUGGCUCUGUGAGAGAGGAGUUGGCACAGAAACAAAAUGAUUAUCCCUGAUGUGGCUGAAAUAGUGAAGCCUCAUUUUAGGUCACCCUCAAAUACACUCUCUUAGGAAAAACAGGAAACUUUGUAAGCAGCAGAUUUUAAUGAAAGACAUUUAGGAAGAGAAAUAUUGUUGAUUCCAUUUAUUCAUGCUUGCAAAACUAGAGACUAAGGCAGAACUGAGAAUAAAAAUGUUUACUUUGGCUCUCUGG